Molecule: messenger RNA, 2746 nt
Organism: Ahaetulla prasina
Lineage: Eukaryota; Metazoa; Chordata; Lepidosauria; Squamata; Colubridae
Gene: SFTPB
Product: surfactant protein B
Exons: 12
Coding region: 1429-2643 (404 amino acids)
Biological process (GO): sphingolipid metabolic process
Cellular component (GO): lysosome
Source: RefSeq, a predicted model, not a curated record
GCCGAGCGGGAUCGUUCGCGGCGGCGGCUGCAGCCCCUCCUCUUCCCCUGCGGAGGUCAAGGGGUGGAUGCGCGACCCCCGCCCCACUUUCCCCUCUGUAGGCACGAGUCCCCUUUUCUGAGGGGGGUCCGGAUAAUAAACCAUCUGGCCCAGCGGGACCCUCUAAAGCAGGGGCUCCAACCCUGUCACCUUCAACUCCCAGAAUUCCCCAGCCAGCAAAGGCAAAGAAGUCCUCCAGGUUGGAGACCCCCCCCCGGCCUGCUCUCAAGUGGCCCCACAAGGACCUUCCCGGCCCCAAAAGGGAAGGAGACGAACUGGCUGCGAAUUGCGGGGCUGGGGGGGGAAGGGGGUCCGAGGCCUCCUUUGAUUAAGGAAAGAACCGUCUUCUGCUAACUCCCAUCAAGUCCUGCAGCCAUUCAUCCGUCGUGGGAAGGAAAAUAUUCUUCCAUUUUUUCCAUUGUGCAGCUUCCCCCCCCCCACAACACUCCCAUACUCCUUAGCUGGGACCACUUCCCCUUUAACAACCCACAGGUGGAGGGGUUCUGAGAGCCCCUCGGACUGCUGGGAUUGCCAUAGCUACGCCAUGCAGUCAUUGCAUCACUUAAGGGCAAUCCCAGUCCCAAAGACCACCUGUGGUGCCUUUCAGUUAAACCCAAGUACAUAGAUGUAACUAAAUGUUUAAAAACUAAGCCCUUGCCUCACAAUUUCUCCCCGCCCUUGGCAUUUUCUCCCAUAUUGUGUGUGUCUGGAGAAUCCCUAUGCAUAAAGUCUGUGCUUUUCUUUUUCCUUCACUUGAACUUCUUAAUUAUUUGUAUUUUCCAAAAGAAAAAUCUGGAAGGUAAAGAAGAGAGUUACCGUAUGUAUGAGAGGAGACGAAAGGCCUCUAGUGCCUCCACUUCUCUCAAGGAGGACCCUCUCCUGGCUCCCCACCCACGGACGGAUGAACUGGUCUAUUCAGAAGUUCUGUAGGAAGGCCAAGAGGGGCUCUCCUUCCGAGGGGUCCCAGCUGAGCUGUGGCGCAUGCGCUAAGAGACUGGUUCUGUGUGUGGCACACCAGGAGUCCGCAACAUGCGGAAAAGACGAGGGCGACGCACCCCAGGACAUGCCCUGGCUCAGCACUUGUCAGCUCCCCUCAUCCUUAGGACAUCCUGAAGAUGUUGGGGCAAAUGUGCUCCAUUUCAGGCAAGCCAUUGCUGAAAGGGAGCACCAGGUGACAGAACACCUGAAGCGCCCAUCCCAAGUUGCAAAACCCAUGUUCUCGGGAGACGCCUCAUCUUGAGGGCCUGGCAGCCGCCCUCCUAGGAGAAUCGUGCAGGGCUGGGAAUGAAUUGGGAGGUGCCAAGGAGGCGAUGUGUCUCCAUCAACCUCUCCAUUGGCUGCCUCUGCUUGCUCAGCGAAGAAUAAAAAGAGCCCUGGCCCAGCCCUGGGAUGCAUGCCGGACAGAUCGCCAUGUGGCCCCUGAUCCUGCUCUGCCUGCUCUCCGGAGGCCUGGUCCUAACCAGCAAGAUCCAGAAUGAAUGUGCCAAGGGAGCCGCGUACUGGUGCAGCAACUUAAUGACAGCUAUCAAGUGUGGUGCUUUGGAUCACUGUGUCCAGAUUGGAUGGAAUCAAGCCAGCAAUGAGAGUGUCUGGAACAGAAUCAGCAAUGAGGACACGUGUGCAGACUGCAAACAACUUAUCUCUAUCCUGGUGCGCAUGGCCAAGGAAUCAGCCUUUAAGAAAGCUCUCCAGGAGUAUUUGGAGCAUGAAUGUACCAAUUUGCCACUUCAGACACUUAUCCCACAGUGCCAGGCCUUGGUAAAAGACUACUAUGCCCGUUUAAUUGCCAGCCUGGAAAAACAACUUGAUCCCAGCAUCAUAUGCACCAAGCUGGGUGCCUGCUCAGCUAACCUUUCGGGAAGCCAGGAUGGCUUCAUGCAGCUGCUCAGAGGGCUAGAGCAGCUCCUUCCACAGCUGCAAGGCCAGAUACCCAUCCUGCCCAGCGGCCACACUCAGGAGUCCCCCCGGGAGCUGCUGCCCAUCCCCCUGCCUCUCUGCUGGUUGUGCAGGACCUUUGUUGGCAAGGCUGAGUCUGUCAUCCCCAAGGCCGCCGUUGGCAAAGCCAUGUCCAAACUCUGCUACAUUCUGCCAGCGGUUGUUGCUGGCAUGUGCCAGUGUCUGAUGGAGAAAUACACAGUGAUCAUUGUGGACACAAUUGUGAGCAAGCUGGGGCCACGCCUGAUAUGUGGCAUGAUGUUCAUGUGUGCCUCAGAGGAAAACUGUGGUCCAGAGAGCCCGUUGCCAGCCACAGCCGAGGGAUGCCAGAUGUGCCUUAUGAUCAGCAGCCAAACGAAGGCAUCUCUAAGGGAAAAUCACACCAGGAGGGCAGUGGAAGCAGCCUUGUCCACAGCCUGUAGCCCUUCCUUUUCCUCCUGGCCUCAGUGCAACCUCUUCCUCUACCAGUACCAGCCAAAGCUCUCCGCACUGUUAAUGAAGCCGUGGGACUCCCAAACUACCUGCCAGGAACUGGGUGCCUGCAGAGCUGAGCAGCUUUUGCCAAGCGUCGCUCCUUGUGCCCAGGGACCCACUUACUGGUGCUCCAGCUUGAGUGCAGCCAAGCAAUGCAAGGCUACACAGCACUGCCAGGAUCACGUAUGGUUGUAACCGAGUGAGGAGGGUCUGGCUUAAGGCAGGACAGCCCUGCUUCUUUCACCUUGACUGCUGAGAAAGAAAAUAAUCUCAGCUAUUAAAAUCAACCUCCACAUCG